AUGAUUAGGUGUCACCAGAAGUUGUCAAGAGUGUGUCCGUUGACGGCCACUACAUCGGGAUUCGUCAGUGCUGCCGUUCGACUCUCUUCAUCCGCAUCGGAUUCACUUCUUUUGAGUUGGAACACCAAUCCGUUAUCGUUCGAAAGUUUGCGAUUCCUUCAUAGAAACAAUGUGAAUGCCACUCGAUCAACUGGAAAUAGAAUAACACGCUAUGGUCGUCAGUCAGCCGCAAGUUCUUCUGCUCAUCAACGAAAAUCGCCCAAUAUCGAGGAUCUAGUCAAACCAGUGAACGUACCAAUUCCAAAGCAUGAUGAUGCUGAUGACGGACUUGGUGGUAUUGUGGAUCCGGUUGAUACGAUAAGUAUUUCAAUGGUACUCAAUGAAUUUAGUCGGAGACCAAUGAUAAGACAACUCUCUGAGGAGAACGGAAUGAAUGCAAAACUUUUUAUGACUGCAUUCAGGAGUUUUCGAACGUACUGUCUAACAGCGAAACCACUUGACCCUGCGAUUGCGGUCACUUUAAGUGAUAUUGUUAAUCAAGGCCAAGAUGUUGACAGUUUAUUUGUGUAUUUCCUGAGUCAUGCACGGAAAGUUUAUCCACAUUUGGAGAGUAUUGAGGANCAAGAUGUUGACAGUUUAUUUGUGUAUUUCCUGAGUCAUGCACGGAAAGUUUAUCCACAUUUGGAGAGUAUUGAGGAUUUGCGAAUGAUUUCUGAUUUGACACAGCCACACAAUUGGUAUCCCGAGGCGAGAACGAUUCAUCGAAAGAUUAUAUUCCAUGCAGGUCCAACGAAUAGUGGUAAAACGUAUGAGGCGUUGAAACGAUUCCGAGAAGCGAGUAGUGGUGUUUAUUGUGGUCCAUUGAAGUUGCUGGCCAGUGAGGUAUUCUUCCGAACCAAUGAGCAAGGUUUAGUUCGAUAUACAUUCUGUAUAGCACCAGUGAAUCCCGAUGAGAAGUUAGCCGCAUCGGCAUUCGUUAAAAUGGCUCGAAGAUUUUCAUCAGGACAAGCGUUGACAUGUGAAUGGUUGUGUUCUAUUAUUGGAUGGCCAAUACCUCCACCGGAAAAGCUGAUCGAUUUAGUUAGACUCGAGCAGAUCUAUGGCAUCGUUGAUGUUUAUCUGUGGUUGAGUCUGAGAUUUCCGGAUAUGUUCCCAGAUGAAGUGGAGGUGCGAAGUUUAGAGAAACAGUUGGAUUCGAUCAUCGAAGACGGUGUCUCACGUAUCAUCGAUCUGUUGGGCGUUGUUGUGCACAAUGCGAAAGAGUCGAGUGAAGCGAAGAAAUUGGCUGAACGACUGAAGACUGAACAGGAGAAAGCCGAAUUUGAGAGCGAGCUCGAGGACGGAAGUGACGAAGGUAUCGCAAAACAAUCGCUGAAACUACCAUCAAAACGAAAAGGUCCUUANGAGGAACUGCGUGCAGAAUUGAGACGUGAGGAAGCGGAUAAACUGAGGAGGAGAAAAUAA
Messenger RNA from Anisakis simplex (herring worm), 1464 nucleotides. The record is from the annotation of a GenBank genome assembly. Lineage: Eukaryota; Metazoa; Nematoda; Chromadorea; Rhabditida; Anisakidae.